AUGAGAUUUUUUUGGUGCGAAUGUGGUGUUACCGUGCCUGAGGAUACAAUACCGAGGUGUGCAUGGUGCCGCCGGCGACAUUUGCAUGACUCCCUGUGGUGGAGAGAGUGGCAGGAAGUAGGCUCGAAGAUGCCUUUCUUUGAAGAUGACCCGUGCUAUCCGCUCUGGGUGACGGACGAAAAUGGAGAGUAUCCAAAACCGUAUCCAAAGCUCAGGUAUAGCAGUCUGGUAUCUGGCUAA
[Torrubiella] hemipterigena is the source of this 240-nucleotide messenger RNA. Lineage: Eukaryota; Fungi; Ascomycota; Sordariomycetes; Hypocreales; Clavicipitaceae. The record is from the annotation of a GenBank genome assembly.